This is a messenger RNA of Saccostrea echinata, 1018 nucleotides long. Its product is annotated as leucine-rich repeat-containing protein 51-like. The record is from RefSeq and is a predicted model, not a curated record. Gene Ontology annotation, molecular function: protein binding. Lineage: Eukaryota; Metazoa; Mollusca; Bivalvia; Ostreida; Ostreidae. Bases 131 to 760 code for a protein of 209 amino acids. The transcript has 5 exons.
AAGACCCGAGUAAACUUGUGUCGUCCCAGCAACCCAACCGCGUCAAAGUGUUUCAAAACAUUAUGUGAAAACUGAAAUAAGAAAAAAAAGUACUUUAAAAAGCUUCCCAAAGUUGUUGGAAUAAUAGUCAAUGAUGUCUGGAUCCAGUGUUGUUCCACAUACACCCAAAAAGAAAACAGAUGCAUUGCCAUCCAUAGAUGCCACAAAUGAAAUACAGGAUCCACUUGAUUAUUCAUUUUGUCGGCUAAAUAAAGUAGAGGAUGCACUAGACGAGGAGCCCAGAUCAUCUCCAAGAAAGAAUCAAGGCCUUACUGAGGAUGGCAAGUCUACAAGUCGAUGUCUUCGUUUAAACAAUAACAGCCUUCAGUCAAUUGAACGACUUGGUGAAGUCAUAAAUGCCAAAUUUGAAAAUCCCAAGAAUAUUGCUUGGAUUGACUUAUCUUUCAAUGAACUUACAACUGUUGAUCCGGUUCUGUUAGAGUUUACUGAGCUUCAGAUCUUAUAUCUCCAUGGUAAUCAAAUAGCAGACAUUAAAGAGGUUGCUAAGCUUUCUGCUCUGAAGAAGUUACGAAAGCUGACAACCCAUGGCAACCCACUGGAGAAAGCAAAGGGUUACAAGUUCCAGAUCCUGGCAAUGAUUCCACAACUCCAGGCCAUAGACUUCAGUCGGGUAACAAAGUGUGAUCGGAAAACAGCAGAGGUAUGGAACAAUCUCAACAGUGCUCCAAAGAAAAAGAAAGAAAAAAUAGAGGAUGACUGAGGAAGUUACUGCGGAUAUUCAUUUUAUUAUUUUAUAUAUUGUUAAUUUGAUUAUAAAUUUCACAUGCAGUGUAAUUUAUGUGACUAUUGAAAUAAAACAUGUAGUCACACUUAAUAAUUAUGAAGAAUUUACAUUACAAAGUAAUGUAUAUAUUGUAUACUUUGCAUUUAUAUUUAUGUAGUCAAACAAAAUGAAAAUAAGUUUUCAGAUUAGAAAAAGGCAAGUUGCCAUAUUUUAAUAUUUCUGUGAUAUUUCAAA